Messenger RNA from Schistosoma rodhaini, 5601 nucleotides. Lineage: Eukaryota; Metazoa; Platyhelminthes; Trematoda; Strigeidida; Schistosomatidae. The record is from the annotation of a GenBank genome assembly.
GACUUCGAAGGUCGGCGCGCCUAUUGGUGUGACUAGGACACUACAGUUUUUUUUGGUAUUGAGUACUACGUUGUGUGAGAGAUAUAAGGAAGUACUCCUUAUUAUCGCUGGUUGGUUUUGUUGUUGCCAGAUGUAAUCAAACUGUGUGUGGUCAUCAAAUAAUAGCCGGAUUUUCCCCUUUGUUCUCUUGGGGAAUACUGUACGUACAUUUUAGCACAUUGCCUGACAACUCAUCUUGCCUACGACUAAAAUAUACACAGGAGGUUUUGUGAUGAAACACCACCUUCAGUGUUUAUGGAACAAAGUUGAAAAUGCUCCUGUCAUUGUUAAUACAGAUGUUGUACGAACAGUAUACAGAUUCAAUCAACCUGCAUGUUCCCUUGGAAAUUGUCAAACGACAUGUAAAUACUUAUCUCCUUGCCUAAAUGGUUUACUCAAAACAAAUGUACUGAACGAAGAAACAUGCGACAAAACUGAAUCAGAGUCUUCUGCUGAAAAGUUAUUGACGCAUAGCCGCAAUGGUUUGAAGAAUUAUGGGAGUACGUGUUACUUAAAUGCAUUCUUACAGCUUUAUUUUCGGUUCAAAGAACUUCGAAAAGCAAUAUAUGAUAUUCCAUCACAAGCUGAUGAAACCGGUAUAAUACACCAGCUACAAUUAAUAUUCAGUCAACUUCAGUUAAACAAUUCAGGCAUUGUUGAUCCAGGAGGUUUGAUUGAAGCAUUGCGGUUGUGUAAUACAGAACAACAAGAUGCCCCUGAAUUCCACUGUUUAUUUAUGAAUUUAUUGGAAGCACGUUUCCAGCACGUUGGUGUAUCUGUUAUUGACAAUUUGAUUAGAGGAGAAUAUAUUUAUGAAAAUAGCUGUUUGAAAUGCGGUUUCACAUCCCGGUUACCUUCAAAAUUUUUAGAACUAUCCCUGAAAGUUUCUUCGAAGUCACUUCCAGAUUGUAUACGGGAUUAUUUAAAGGAAGAACAAUUAGUUGGUGAUAAUCGAUAUGCUUGUUCACAGUGUGGUUGCAAACGAGAUGGUAUUAGAAGAGCCUAUAUAACACGUGCUCCGCCAUUGUUAUGCAUCCAGUUGCUUAGAUUCACUUACGAUUCAAACACUGGUCAACGUAAAAAGUAUAAAGCGUCUAUUCGUCUACCUGAUCUUCUUGAGUUAACAAGAGUUGUUGAAAAUCCAAAAAGUAAUAAACAUCCGAAUUGUGAGCAUUCUGUGGAAUGUUUGAGUGUAGAUUCAGAUCCAUGUUAUCGUGCAUAUCGUCUCUGCGGUGUACUUUUACAUAUUGGCAACCAACCAACAUCAGGACAUUAUAUAGCUGUUCUUAGAGAUUCUUACAAAAGAACCAAUUUAUCUGAUGAUAAAAACACAGAAUUAAGUACUGAAGAUGAUCCUCUUUUAAAAUUGGGUGAAUGUUGGAGUGUUUGCAAUGAUAUAGAUGUCUUCAAUGUACCGUCAAAUCAAUUUAAAUUGGCAAAAAUUAAUGGAUCAGCUAAAUCAUUGCAAACCUAUUUAACCACUACUGAAACAACAGAUUCAUCAAUAAACCUUACUAAAUCUGAUCAACCUUAUGAAAAGUGUUCUAAUCGUAGAGCAGCUAAAAAACGUCGUCAUGAUACUUCCUCAAAUGAUCUUAGUUUCACUGACCUCGAUGAAAGUAGAGAUUCUACAGCUCCUAAGUGUAUAUCACAGGACGAUUUAUGGCAUAGUUCAACUAAUGCGUAUAUGGUAUUUUAUGAAUCGGUGGAUAAUUGUGAUUUGGAUGAAGAUAUUGCAGUUCCUAGUGACCUACGCAAAACUAUUGAAGAAGUAAAUUUAAAUGAACAACAAAAGCUUAUAUCUGAACAACAAAAUAAAGUAAAUCAUAAAAAUCAAUUACUUGAAUUACUAUCCAACUUGAAAUUACCUGAUCCUAUCAAUUUCUCACCAAAUAAUCAUACACUGACAUCAAUAAAUCCUCUUGAUGAUGUAUCUUUGGUAUCAACAUCUUGGUUACAUGAUUGCCUUAAUAAUCCGUUGUUAUUAGAUGUCUGUUUAACUGAUGCUCAAAUAAAAUCGCUUUCAAAACUCAAAGACUACAUAUUUCCUUCUUCUUUACCAAAUCAAUCCUCUUAUGCCCUACGUACAUGUUCACAUGGCCGUGUUCCUAUUGAUCUUGCUGCAGGUUCAUACAGGGCUGUUUCUACCAAAGGUCUUAAGAAGCUUAUUGACAUUCUCUUCUCAAAAUCAUUUGACGCCAUACAAUCCGAAGAUGCUAGGUUUGAUCAAUUUCAACCAUGUCGAAAGUGUAUAACAUUAAAUAUCGCAUUAUUAAAAGUUGAAAAUGCAAUUAAAGAAUUAUCUAAAGAAUUGGAUUAUUUCAUAAAAUAUAAUCAUUUAUCUUCCUCAUAUUAUAAACGUCUUCAAAGUGAAAAGACAGACUCAAUUCCUUUAAAUCCCGAACCUGGAUAUUAUUUAAUUGGUAAGAGAUCUCUUCGUCAAUGGAAAACACUUGCACGUCAUUUCACACGAGCUUUUUACUCUGAUUACGAUGAUGAUUCUAAGUCACCGACAACUGGUCAUCAUGCGCAAACAACAUUUAAUCAUGAUAUUCUUUGUCCUCACGGUCGAAUUUAUACAGAGAAUACGUGUCAUUUACCAGCCAUACUUUGGCAUAAAUUAGUCGAUUUAUUUCCUGAUAUAAAGAUUCCUACAUUUCCUAUUUAUAUUCCUUAUGAUAAUAACAAUAAUACAUCUAUCAAUUCCAUUAGUAUAAUCAGUAAAUCAGAGUCAUCUUGUUCUGAAUGUAACGCAGUACAAAAUGAUUUGACAGAACGAGCAUUAUGUGAACGUCAAAUGCUUCCUGGUUUAUUCUUGUCAAAUGUUCAACGUAUGCGACUUUUAAACUCUACCAGUCAAACAGUAAAUACAGCUGUAAAGAUAAAAGAAGACACUUUCAACAAAUGCAAAUUUAACUUUGAAGGCGUGAACAAUUCUAAGUCAGAAAAUUUAAACGGUCAUUCUACAGAUGCGAGUAAGGAACUAAAUAAUGUAAAUACCAAUGUUCUUUACUUGAUUCCAAUGGGUUUUAUUAUACAAUGGAGAAAAUUUAUUCGAAAUCCAACAGCAGAUAAUUUACCUAGUUCGCUAUUAUCUGGUUUUAGCUCGGGUGGCGUGCUUUGUGAACAUGGUCAAGUAAUGAAAUUAAUUUUCACAACUCUAUUAUAUGGUUUUGUUUAAAUGAAAUGAAAACUACUUGAAUGAUUAUAAUAAACAUACCCAUGUACACCUUCUCACGUGUUAUUAUUAUUAUUAAGCAAACAGAUCGACAUGAAAUUGGAUCAUUUUUUACAACUAAUCUAUUUUGUGCAUAGUCUAUUGAAAAUUGAAGAAUGAGUGGUUAAAAAAUUCUGAAAUAUUGCAUCCUAGGUCAAAACGGUAUUCACGUAAUUCGGUUUUAGGCAGUCUGUUGGUACAUUUAUCCCUCACAAGUAUAGCUCAAUUGCAUAAUAUACGUUAAUAGUAAUGAUUUCUAGAACCCUAACUAAAUCUGCUUGUUAUUAGAUAUGUGCAUAAAAAGGAAAAUAUUAGAAAAUGACAUGCUUAAUUGUUGCAUAAAUUUCAAAAAUGGCUCCAUGUAAACACAGUGAUAGCGAAGAAGAAUGCAAUCAUUUAGUCAAUUCAAAUGCUUCAGUUUGGACUAAAAUGUUCAGUAGUGAUGAGCUCUUAAAUAAGCUAUUUUAAUGGUGAAAAUUUUCAACUUAAAUGUUGUGUACAUAUCAACAAAUAAAGUUUUUGAACUAAACAAUUUAAAGUUUAAGUGGCACGAGCUUCGAAGUCUUUCUAUGUUUAUGAGGAAGGAUGAUUUAUUUAUUACCAAAAGGUUUUGGGAGGUCGUUGAAAUAUCAGCAUGGAAAGUCUUCCAUCCUUGUUUUACUGCUACAGUUUCUCCUUUUAUCGGUCUUUGAAUUAACCAAAUAAAUUGUUUACUAACUGCAAAUUUAAUCAGAACUUAUUAAUUCGAUAACUCCAACCUUACCAUCACGUAAAUUAAUUUGUCAGCUGACAAGCAUGUCUCUGGAUUCAAACAAAUUCGUCAACGUUUUAUACAUAACUCUCAAACAGCUCCAAACAAUCUUCUCUUCCUCUCUUAUCAGUCAACUUUACAAAGUGUCAUGCACAAAUUUUCCUGUUGUCACUAGGUGUAUUGUAUAUCAUAAUACUUCCAUACAUUCAGACCUACUUACAUAGCUCUGGACAAAAUUUAUCGUAAACUAUAUCCAUCAGUGUCACACGUUAGCCAAACCAGCCACUACUUCACUUCGAGUUGAUGAGGAUACGAUCAGAUGUUUUAAACUUGAUAAGCUUUCCCUUUACUCUUCUACAAGUUCACUUGUCGCUGUCUACCUCGACAAUAGUAUACGAGUCGUUUUGAAAAAUGCUAACAGAACACAAACCGAGACUUAACACUAGUCCAUUUAAUUACUACUUGUCUAUAUAAACCAUGUUCGUAGAUACAAAUUACCUGCUUAGUGAUCAGUUGUUGGAGAACUCGGAUAACAUAGUUUUAAACCAGUAACGAUAUCGCAGAUAGAUCCAUUCCUUAACUUUUUCUAAAUCUUUAGAUUUGGUACUAUCAUAGAGUUUUUCUUGUCCCUUCUCGAACCAUAUUCUCAAUGUUUACUGUUUCUUACUGCUAUUCACUCCUAUAUUUAUCUUUCUGUGAUUAUUUAGUGGAACCAUAUGAGUUUAUAUGUUUUUGCACUGGGUUCUACCUUUAUUUAUUACUAACGAUACAGAGACUUUUAUCACUACCCUUGUGUGAAGAAUCACACUGGUAACGCAUUGAGUACCUAACUCUCUACCGCACAUUUAAUCAAAAGCUAAAGAAUAACAUAACUAAUGGUAUCUGUUAUUUCCUUAUGCCCUGCGAAUGUAACACGUAAUGAGAUUACCAAUUAGACACCGACUUAUACGACCAGACCAACGACGCACAAACCACUACUAGCAGCAUAGAAUUCCUAUUAGUCCUUCGAGAUAGUAGCUUCUCUCCUAACUCAGCCUGUUCAGACCAGAACGCCACUAUCAGCCUCCGCUAUGCGAAUUAUUUGUUUCAGACAUACUAGGUUUAUUUGGAAACAAACGAGACAGUGUCAUACCAUAGAAUAGAAAAUCACAAUCAUACAAGAUCAAGCCAAAAAGUGACUGAUAAACUGUUGCUAAUAAAUUCGAAAUAUCUUAAGAAUAGUAAAUCGUAUAAUAAUAGUCAGCAGGUCAAAUAAAAGCUCGUAAUAAAAGGAAUAUGAAUAUACAUGUAAUAUAGUUACUUAAUAGUUGUACAACAAGAGUAUGUAUAAUAGAUCCUAGACGUUACCAUUCACUUAUUCUUUGUCCGGAUAUAACAGUAUCAGUAAUAGGUGUUUCAACCAAAAGGAUAAAAAUUCCUUUAGUCCUCCAGUUACCUCUAUUCUGUAAUCGGUUAAAUUCAUCAUCCUACACACAUCAGAUCAAUGUAAAAUCCUCGUAUACAACUGUAUUCAUUUCAGUUGAAAUAUCGUUUUUUACUCCGCUUCAUAGUUUAAUUUAAUCAUUAUUUAGAAACCAACUUCCGGUUGUUUAUA